Molecule: messenger RNA, 905 nt
Organism: Arabidopsis thaliana (thale cress)
Lineage: Eukaryota; Viridiplantae; Streptophyta; Magnoliopsida; Brassicales; Brassicaceae
Product: RNA-binding (RRM/RBD/RNP motifs) family protein
Exons: 4
Coding region: 237-587 (116 amino acids)
Molecular function (GO): RNA binding; nucleic acid binding
Source: RefSeq, marked reviewed
CGGAGAUUUCAGCAGCUGAGAAUCCGGAAGAAUGUAGCAGAAUCGACGAUUAGGGUUUUGCUCUCAGGGAGCGAUGAUGUUUUGUUUUUUUACAGUGUGGUUAGAAUUGCUGACGUGGACUUAAAUUUGGUUUAUUAUAUGGUAAAUGGAACGGAAGAACAACAGCGAGAAUAAAGUUCAUAGAGUGUGAUUUCGCCGGCGGUGAGAUCGCGGCAACAGCCACGGCUUCAAAAGAAAUGCUCACCCAGUUCCUUUAUCGCUCCUUCACUCCUCUCCUCUUCUCCAGAUCUUUCUCCUCUACGCUUUUCGUUAAAGGCAUAUCUUUCUCAAGCACUGAAGAAACAUUAACCCAAGCAUUUUCUCAAUAUGGUCAAGUUCUCAAAGUGGAUGUUAUAAUGGACAAAAUCAGAUGCAGACCAAAAGGGUUUGCUUAUGUCACAUUCUCAUCUAAAGAAGAAGCCGAGAAAGCUUUAUUAGAACUCAACGCCCAGUUGGUUGACGGGCGGGUCGUGAUCCUUGACACAACAAAAGCUGCAAAACACAAUCCACCAGACACCAAGCCAAAUCAUGCAGGUGGUGAUAGCUGAUACUUCUCUUUUGUCAACUUGUUAGGUUAAAUUAUGAGACUCAGAAAACCUUCAAACCAGUUUCGAGGUUAUUUGGAUUUGGGGAGUUAGUUGUAUCGAACACCUAGAGUUAGGAGCUUUGAGUCAUCAUAGACCAGUUUUGCGUUUUGCGUUUGAUCAUGUAUACAAGUCACGUGACUUGAGAGUCUUUGAGUCUUUUGGAUGAUUAUGCCUCUUCUUCUUUGCCUUCACAUACUAACCCAUUGUUCUCUUGAUCUAUUCACUAGUUUCUUCAUGUCUUUGGUAUCUACUUCUAACCAAAAGAUCGCUUAAGAACUA